ACGACCCGUUGCCCUGGGGACGCGCUCUGGGACCUCUGGGCCGCAGGCACCAGCCGGGCCUCUCCAGAGAUCCGCUGAUGGCCGCGUCCACCAAAGGCCGGUCCGGAUCAGUAGGCGCCUCCGAGGGCUUGUUCGAGGCCGACAAGAACUCAGGGGAGCCGGAGAACACCUAUAUUCUGAGGCCCAUUUUCCAGCAAAGGUUUAGACCCUCUGUGGUUAAAGACUGCAUCCAUGCCGUGCUCAAAGAGGAACUGGCAAGCGCUGAAUAUUCUCCAGAUGAAAUGCCUCAUCUCACAAAACGUCUGUCAGAAACCAUUAAAGAUAAACUGAAAGAAUUGGGAUAUGACCGGUAUAAAAUGGUGGUGCAAGUGGUGAUUGGCGAGCAGAGGGGUGAAGGCGUCUUCAUGGCUGCUCGAUGUUUCUGGGAUGCAGACACUGACAACUACACUCAUGAUGUCUUCAUGAACGACAGCUUAUUCUGUGUUGUAGCAGCGUUUGGUUGUUUCUACUAUUGAAUCUUUGGGAAGGGUGACUGUGGCACGAAGAAACCUCAACUUUUGUAUUAAUAUCCUGACCAAAUAAAAAUAAGUUGGACCUUGGCACCUAAAAUCCGUUGUUUUAGGUUUUAUGUAUCUAGUGGUUUGACUUUAUCAUGCUAUCUGAGCUCUUACUACAUCUGUUUACUGUCAGGGUCUGAGAAGUUUCCAAGUUGUAUAUAAAGUAGAACCCCUUCAAAUUUGGAGACUUCUGUGUUGGCCACAAUCUUUCCUCUUUUUGUGAUGACCAUCUUCCCCAGAGAGGCCCUUGGUGUCUCCUCCAGCUAGCUGUCCUUAUUUGGGCCAUUUUAUCUGCCAUGUCUAAAUACUACUUGAACUUCAAGGGGUGUUUGUGAGUCAGACUUUAAUCAUUUCUUUCUUGGAAGCACCUCAGCAGGUGCAGUUUACUUAUCUCCCUUCUUGGUUAUCUUCAAGGAAAAAGUGCAAACAAAUGUAUUAAAGUUCCCCCCAUCUUUUGUCUGUACCCACUUGUCUUACACCUACAAAAUCGCACUGGGUGUGGUGGCUAACGCCUGCACUCUUGAGGCUGAGGCCAGAGGCCCACUGCAAGUUCAAGGCCAGCAUGGGACACCUCGUUAAGUUCCAGGUCAGCCUGGGAAAUAGUGUCUGAUAAAGUUAUUUUUAAUUCCCAAGCAAAAGCCCACCACCACCAUCCCGCCCCAUAAAGGGGAUGGAGCGAUGGCUCCGCGGUUAAGAGCAAAGAGCAGUUACUGUUGUAGCAGAGGACUAGCGUUCAGGUCCCAGCACCCAGAAAGUGCUCAGAAAGACCUGUAACUCCAAGAUAUCUGUUGCCCCGUUUAUGGCCUCUGUGGACCUGCACAAAUCUUAAAAGAGGAAAAGAAACCUCUACAAAACAAAAUCCCCCAAAAGUUCACCGUACGAAGUUCGUUUGCUUGACUGCCCACCCCGAUCCGUCCAUUUUCCUACCAGUGCCUUUGCCUCUACUCCUGCUCAACUACUUUCUCAGUCCAUUCGUAGGGAUCAUUUUCUGUGGGUCACCCUUGUCAAAAUAUCCGGAGGCUGUGAGCUCAGACCCGAGCGUUCGCCGGACGUGGCUGGAGGCUUGAAUUCUUUGCUGAGGUUGGGUGUCGGGGCCGCACGCCUGUACAAGUGCGGGGGGUCGGCGGAUGCAAGCGGCGCCGGGAGACCACAGCCGAGGGAGCCCCCGCCGACAGGAGGCGCCACACAUCCGGUACUCCGGGGCUGCUGACCCCGCGCCCGUGUCCGGUGCUUCUGCGCUGUCCCUCCACCCGCCAGGCCGGGCUGGAAGCGGAACUACUCUGUCAGGUAGUGGUUUUCAGAGACGUGAUGGUGGGAUUGACAAGAGGGCGGGCGGUAGGCGGGACUUCCGGCCCGCUGUCCGGUCAGAUGUUUCCCGGGCGUCUCCCCGCAACCUAUUUGACUUCGCUAGUCGGUGACGCGGCGCCAGGAAGGACUCGGACGGGACCCGAGCCCGGGAGAGCUGCGGUAA
Alexandromys fortis (reed vole) is the source of this 2028-nucleotide messenger RNA. RefSeq names its product dynein light chain Tctex-type 2B (gene Dynlt2b). Gene Ontology annotation, molecular function: dynein intermediate chain binding. The transcript is spliced from 5 exons. Bases 78 to 515 code for a protein of 145 amino acids. The record is from RefSeq and is a predicted model, not a curated record. Lineage: Eukaryota; Metazoa; Chordata; Mammalia; Rodentia; Cricetidae. Gene Ontology annotation, cellular component: cytoplasmic dynein complex; cytoplasm. Gene Ontology annotation, biological process: microtubule-based movement.